This is a messenger RNA of Jaculus jaculus (lesser Egyptian jerboa), 963 nucleotides long. Its product is annotated as olfactory receptor 2AP1-like. The record is from RefSeq and is a predicted model, not a curated record. Gene Ontology annotation, cellular component: membrane. Gene Ontology annotation, molecular function: olfactory receptor activity; G protein-coupled receptor activity. The transcript has a single exon. NCBI's taxonomy places the organism in Eukaryota, Metazoa, Chordata, Mammalia, Rodentia, Dipodidae. Gene Ontology annotation, biological process: G protein-coupled receptor signaling pathway. Bases 1 to 963 code for a protein of 320 amino acids.
AUGAUGGGAAACCAGACAACAGUGACAGAAUUUAUUCUUCUUGGGUUGACAAGAGAUGCCAAACUUCAAGCCAUGUUGUUCCUUUUUCUGUUACUAACCUAUGUCUUAAGUAUCAUGGGGAACUCUGCCAUCAUUGUCCUGACCCUGCUGGAUUAUCGCCUCCAGACGCCUAUGUAUUUCUUCCUCCGUAAUUUUGCAUUUUUGGAAAUUUCUUUUACCUCUGUCUUUGUUCCCAAAAUGCUAGUCAACAUUGGAACUGGAGACAAGACUAUCUCCUUUGCUGGUUGCUUCACUCAGUAUUUUUUUGCAAUUCUCCUGGGAGCGACUGAAUUUUACCUCUUAGCGGCCAUGUCCUAUGACCGCUAUGCAGCCAUCUGCAGACCCCUGCACUACAUGACAAUCAUGAGCCCAAGACUUUGCACUCAACUUGUCCUCAGUGCCUGGCUUUCUGGUUUUGUAGUUGUUACUAUACCACACUCAAUGACCCUUCAGCUGACUUUCUGUGCAUCCAACAUCAUCAAUCACUAUUGCUGUGACAAUACCAUAUUGCUGCAUCUGUCCUGUUCAGACACACAUGUCAUAGAGGUGAUUCAGUUCGUCCUCGCUGCAGUGACCCUGAUCUUGACCUUGGUGCUGGUGAUUCUGUCUUAUGCAAACAUCAUCAAAACCAUUCUGAGAAUCCCCUCUGCUGAACAGAGGAGGAAAGCUUUCUCGACAUGCUCUUCUCAUUUGAUAGUGGUCUCGCUUUCCUAUGGAAGCUGCAUCUUUAUGUAUAUAAAUCCUUCUGUUAAAGAUGCAGAAAGUUUUAAUAAGAGAGUGGCUGUUUUAAAUACCUCUGUUGCCCCUCUACUAAACCCGUUCAUCUAUACUCUAAGGAACAAGCAAGUGAAAAUAGCCUUUAAAGAUUUGCUAAGUAAGAUUGUGUUUUCUUUUUCAAAAAAACUGAAACUUCAUGAGUACUGA